Molecule: messenger RNA, 1162 nt
Organism: Helianthus annuus (common sunflower)
Lineage: Eukaryota; Viridiplantae; Streptophyta; Magnoliopsida; Asterales; Asteraceae
Product: agglutinin
Exons: 5
Coding region: 121-1125 (334 amino acids)
Molecular function (GO): carbohydrate binding
Source: RefSeq, a predicted model, not a curated record
AUUUUAGUAACUGGAAAACUAGAUAAUUAUUUCACUUUUAGCUUAAGUUUGCUGGAAAUGAUUCUGUCUAAUUGGGGCUGAUUGUUGCAGGGAGGCAACACAGCAACAAUCAACAUUGAGAUGGGAAGUACAAGCGAUUUUGAAGGAUUAAUAACUCAUGGACCAUGGGGUACUUUUUUCCAGGGGGAGGAAUGGGCUUAUAAGCCUAAAGGCUCUAUUGAAAAGAUAAUUGUUCAGCAUGGAGAAGCUGUUGACUCCAUCACAUUCCAAAGUAACUCCAGUGAAGAUGAAUCUCAAGGUCGUUUCUUUGGUGACAAUGUUCUUAGGACUACCAGUGAAGUAACCACGAUUUCCAUUGACUGUUCCAAUGAAUAUUUGAUGUCAAUAAGUGGGACAGUUGGUCGUGUAAAGGCAUAUGAUGUAGUAAAGUCAAUAUGCUUUAAGACAAAUCUGAACGUUUAUGGCCCGUAUGGCAUUGAUGAGGGAACUGCUUUCUCAUAUGAAGUCAAAGACGAGGUGAUUGUAGGAUUUCAUGGGCGUGCAGGCAAUUAUUACCUCAUUGCUAUUGGGGUUUAUGUGAUACCCAAAUCACCUGCGUCUCUUCCAACGUUUACAUAUGAAGGCAAAAUAAAGAAUGAGUUAUGCUCUAGGAUGUCUAGAGUGGUGAUGCCAAGGGACGUUGGCCCGUGGGGAGCAGGUGGAGGUAAAGCUUGGGAUGAUGGAGUUUUUUCUACCAUCAAACAAGUUCAUGUUCAUGUAGGAGAGCUGAAUGUGAUUUACGCGCUUCAGUUUGAAUAUCAGAAAAGGGAUGGUAAAUCCAUUUUGUCACAAAUCCAUGGAGGAACAGAUGGACUUGAAAUAAAAAGGGUUAAUUUGGAUAAACACGAUGAGUUUAUUACUGGAAUAUCCGGGUUCUAUGGACCUGUUAAAGGGUAUAAUGGAUUGGAAACUAUUGCAUCAAUUAGUUUUCACACAAACAAGAUGAUUCAUGGGCCAUUUGGAGAAGAAAGGGGUGCAGGGUAUGUUUAUUUUUGUUCAACACCAUAUCCAGGAAAAGUGGUUGGUUUUCAUGGAAGGAAUAACGGAUUCUUAGGUGCGAUUGGUGUUCAUAUGGAGUAUUUCUGAAGAUGGUAGACUUAAAAGCUGUGUUGACCUUUUUGUA